UAAUGAAUUAAUUAUUCGUAGACCGACGUUAUAUAUCCUCGACAACCUAUAGAUGCUUAGAAUUAUAUUACUAUCAUGCCUUUUUGCCGUGAUAUUUUCUCACAAUCAUCCAGAUUUAAAUAUUAAUAAAGUCAUUAGCCCAAAUACGGAUUCUUAUAAACAACAUAUAAAGGACGAUUUAAAAGAUAUUAUGGAUACAAAAUCUUUUUCAGAAAAGGAAUAUCUUUUAUCUUAUUUUAGCUUGCAUGAUCUGGAUAAAGAUGGCUUAUUAAAUGGACUAGAAAUAGGUCAUUCUUUUCAUCAUACUCACCAUUUGAUGAAAUUCAAUGAUAAUCUUCAAUCAAUAUUAACUGGGUAUGAAGAAUCUAUCAUAAAUGAAGUUGACAAUAUUAUGAGAUUUGAUCUUAAUAAUGAUGGGUUUCUCAAUUUUUAUGAAUAUGAAAACUCAAUUAAUGCUCUUACUAAUAAAGGGAUUCCACAUGUUUAAUCAAAUUAGCUAGAGAAUUAUAAAAAAUUCUCUAUUUCUAAUAAAAAUUUUAUUAUGGGGUUUUAAACAGCAUUUUGCAUUUUUUUAAUAUAUUAAUAUUUGAUUUAUUAUUUUUGAUAUUUAUGAUAAGAAAUUUUGUUUGAAAACUUUUAGAAUCAAAAUAUAUGAAAUGUGAUUAAUAGACUUAUAUUAAAUCAUGGAUGAUUUCCUCAGAAACAAUUCCCUUAAUAUUUUUUUUAUAUAAUCCAACAUCAUCAGAAAAAAAAUUUGUUGGGAAUUUUUUCAUGGAAAUUAUCUUUAGCUUAUAAUUAUAUUUCUGACCCAAAAUUUGCAAAUAUUAAAAAGUAUUCUUUUAGAAUUUUGAAUAGAUCUUAAUUUUAACAUUAUUAACCAGUAUUACUCUACACAUCACAUUAUAAACUAUCGAUAUGGUCAUAAAAAUAAAAUCUGAUCACAUCUUAGCUGGAAU
Molecule: messenger RNA, 956 nt
Organism: Gordionus sp. m RMFG-2023
Lineage: Eukaryota; Metazoa; Nematomorpha; Gordioida; Chordodea; Parachordodidae
Product: multiple coagulation factor deficiency protein 2 homolog
Exons: 4
Coding region: 53-487 (144 amino acids)
Molecular function (GO): calcium ion binding
Source: RefSeq, a predicted model, not a curated record